Molecule: messenger RNA, 2241 nt
Organism: Cololabis saira (Pacific saury)
Lineage: Eukaryota; Metazoa; Chordata; Actinopteri; Beloniformes; Belonidae
Gene: tbcc
Product: tubulin folding cofactor C
Exons: 2
Coding region: 155-1195 (346 amino acids)
Biological process (GO): post-chaperonin tubulin folding pathway; tubulin complex assembly
Cellular component (GO): cytoplasm
Molecular function (GO): tubulin binding
Source: RefSeq, a predicted model, not a curated record
AAAAUCAAGCCAUUGGGAAAGUGCUAAAUCCAGCAAAGGGGCAGUGUCCGCUCGUCAUUUAAUGGAAGCCACGAAGAAGUAACAUGUCCAUUCUGCAACAUCAACAGAAGAAGAAGAACGGCGGCGUCAUCUCCACAACAAACCGGCAGCCAACAUGGACCACCCUGCGGAAACCAGUCAGGAAAAUGAGUUUAACGGCAAAAUACAAGAGCGGCUCCACAAACGGAACCAGGCGCGGGUGGAGGACGCCGAGCGGAAGAAAGAAUCCCAGCAGAGCCAGUCUCUCGCCGAGGAGAAGAGCUCGUACUUCUCCAGCAGCUUCUACGAGCAGCGGGACUCCGUCCAGCAGCUGCUGUCCAGCUGCGCCGGGGCCGACAGGGCUGCUGCGACCCUGCGGCUGGAGGAGGCCACGGCCCAGAUCCUGCUGAUGCAGAAGUUUCUGAAUGACAGCAUGCCGUUUCUCACGUCCUUCCACCUGACGAAAGCCCAAGCCGCCCUGCAGAAGCUCCAGGCGUCUCUCGCCGAGACCCGGGAGGAGGCUCUCCCCAAGAAGAAGUUUGCUUUCCGAGCUCGCAGUAAAGCGGCAGAGCCGGUCCCAGCACCAGCACCAGCACCAGAGGCGGACAGAACCCCCCCUGAUGCUGCCAGCCCUGCGGAUCCAGGGACAACAGGCGUGGACGGAGCCCCACCCUCAGACCUGCACGGUUUCUCCCACAGGAAGGAUGAAUUUCUAAGUAUGACAGCAGAGGAGAUCCUACACAGAGACUUGCUGUUGACUCAUCUGACCAAUUGCAAAGUGCGUCUGUAUGGUUCCCCCAGCACCCUGCACCUGAAGCACAUCGACAGCUGUGAGAUCCUGUGUGGUCCUGUAUCCACUUCAGUGUUUAUAGAUCAUUGCAAGGACAGUACUCUGGCCUUCCCCUGCCAGCAGCUGAGGACCCACAACACCACGGACACCCAGGUGUAUCUACACGUUACCAGUCGGGCCAUCAUCGAGUACUGCCGAGGGAUGAGCUUCGCCCCAUUCUCCUGGUCUUAUCCCACUUUGCAAGAUGACUUUUCUGCGUCUGGCCUAGAUCAGGGCAGGAACAACUGGAAUCAGGUGGAUGACUUUAACUGGCUGGCUGCAGGGACACCAUCCCCAAACUGGACCGUCAUCCCUGAAAUGGAAAGAAAAACCACCUGGGACCCUUAGGUUUUAUUAUUUGAAUUGUUUAGAUUUAACAUAUUAUGAUGGUGAUGCUACUGCCUUACUUAGACACCAGUCCACCUAAUUAACAUAUAUAUAUAUAUAUAUAUAUAUAUAUAUAUAUAUAUAUAUAUAUAUAUAUAUAUAUAUAGCCUUUUCAUAAAGAAAUUCACUUCUUGGCCAAGAUGAGUUUGUGGUUCACAGUAGUUUUAAGCUUAAAGAUCCUUGUUAUGUUUCUUUGCACGUUUAAGGUUAAUCACUUUGUGCAUGUAAGUUGUUUGAAAAAGGAGUUUAAAGUGUUCAAACUAAUCUGAAUUGUGUAAACCCAACUUCUAUUUGGUUUCUUUGCCAAAACCUGAAAAUAUCCAGAUUGCUGUAAUACAAGAAAAAUACAGAAAACCCUAAUGAGUGUAAAGUAUCAAUCAACACUUGAGGAUUUAUGCUUGAAUUAAAUCUUCAAAAUGAUUAAUUUGAGGGUGAUUUGAGCAAGCCUUUCAUUACGUGAAUUUAGUUUCAACAUUUAAUCAAUUUUCCAUGUAUUACAUGUUUUAUUUUGGUUCCCACUCAAGACAUAUUGUUCUUAGAGCAAACGUAGAUGUUUGACAUUCAGAAAACUCCAGCUCUGCGACAUUAUCCAGAGGUUUUCACGACUGGGAAAUCCUGCUGGAUUAUUCUGGUCUGUUUGACAUGAAGGAGAGGUGUGAUCAUGCCUCGUUGGGACCCGGGAACACAAACUCAAUUACCUGAGCACCGAACACUGUUAAUCCCAUCAACAACUUUUCCCUUGUAAAAGAAGGAACUGUCAGUCUGUUUUAGUGUUAAGUUAAAUUUAGAAGUACUUUUCCCUAAUUAUUUCCAAGUUGUGGCUUUCUGGUAAACUAAUAUUUGUUCAUUAAUAAAAAAAAUUAAAACCCAUUGUUUGACUGUAUACUACAAAAUAAAAGCUUUUCAUGUCACUGUAGUUAAAACUUAAAAUCUCUACAGCAGCCAGAAAAGGUUUCAACGUAAAUAGCUUGGUGCUGAGUAUAAUACAAAUAAAUAAUCUUGAAGCU